This is a messenger RNA of Aphidius gifuensis, 2075 nucleotides long. RefSeq lists its product as uncharacterized. The transcript has 4 exons. NCBI's taxonomy places the organism in Eukaryota, Metazoa, Arthropoda, Insecta, Hymenoptera, Braconidae. Bases 142 to 1368 code for a protein of 408 amino acids. The record is from RefSeq and is a predicted model, not a curated record.
AAUUGCUUUGGCAUUGAACAAAGUGACCAUUCACAAACGCGCAUCUCAAUAUUGCCAGUAUCAUUUUGCAAACACUGACGAGUAGUUAUAAAAAUAUUCUUGUCUCUUGAUAAAUAUUAAAAUAAUAAAAACUUUUUAACGAUGACUGCAGAAAUGACAAAACCAGCUUGGCUAAAUAAUGAACUUAUUGAAAAAGCUUUUAAAAAAUCCGAACAAGAUGAUUCAAUUAAAGUUAUUAAAAUAUCAACAAAACCAGGAUCAGAAAAAGGUGAUAAUUAUUCAAGUGAUGUUUAUCGUGUAAAUGUUGAAUUUACAAGAUUAAAAUUAUCAAAUAUUAUUCAUGAAAAACGUUCGUUAAUCAUCAAAAUAUCUCAUACUGAAUCGCCAAUUUUUAAAGAAAUGAUAAAUGAGAUUGAUGUUGUAAAUUUAGAAAUAAAAAUGUUAAUGUCAACACUUGUUGAGAUGCAAAAAUUUCUUGGUGAUACAAAAUUAUGUGGUAAAUGUCUUUAUGGACAGGAUAAACCACCAGCAAUAAUUAUUGAAGAUUUAGCUGUAUCUGGUUAUCGGCUAGCUGAUAGAAAAGUUGGUCUUGAUUAUCAACACAGUCUUUUCGCUAUUAAAAAUUUAGCAAAAUUUCAUGCAAGUUCUGUUGCUGCUGUUGAACAGGAUCCAAGUUUAAAAAGUUUUUACGGAAAAGGAGUUUUUUUUAAACCAUGUAAUUCAAUAUUAAUGAAACAAUUUUUAAAUGGUGCUAUGAAAUCCUUUGCCACUGCUGUUGAAUCAUGGCCAGAACUUGGUCCAAAAUAUGGCAAUAAACUCAAGAAACUAUCGGAUAAUUUUUAUGAUUUAUUUGCCGAACGAACUGCUCUAAAUGAAAGUGAAUUUAAUGUUAUUAAUCAUGGUGAUUGUUGGGUCAAUAAUAUGAUGUUUCAUUAUGAUGAUAACAAUAAAGUUGAUAAUCAAAUUUUUGUUGAUUUUCAAAUACCAGUUUAUAAAUCACCAGCAAUUGAUUUAAAUUAUUUUUUUAAUUCAAGUUUGUCUGAUGAAACAUUGAGCCAACGUGAUAAAUUAUUGAAGGAAUAUUUUAAAGUUUUAACAAUGACAAUGAAACGAAUUGGCUGUAAAACAUCACCACCCACAGCUGAUGAGUUGAAUAGAAUGAUGAGUAAAUAUGAAAUUUAUGGUCUAUUUGCAGCAUGUGUUUGUUUGCCAAUUAUGGCACUUGAUAAAGAACAUGCCAAACCUAUUGAUGAUAUGAUGCUUGAUGAUGGUACUAUUGAUGAUAAGGGAGUUACAAAUCCAGUUUUUUUAAAACGAGUUACCAAGAGACUACAAAAAUGGGAUACAAUGGGAUUGCUAGAUGUAUAAUUGUUGGAUCAUUAUAUGAACAAAAUAAUAUUUGUUGUAAUAAUUAUUAUUGUUGAAUUUAUUGAUUUAUUGACACUUGACCGCAUUUUAUUCGUAAUCUAAUUGGUCGAAAUUUUUUAACAUUUGUUAAUAGUUACCCUUUUGUUGUUUUCUUUUUUACAUUGACAUGUUGCUACAUGUUGUUGUGUGAUUGCUACGUUUGUUUAUAUCUUGUUUCGGCGGUUAAUUUAUUUUGAUUAUAAAAAUUAAACAUGAAAGUGAUUAAUAACAAUUAUAUGUAAUGAUAAGAUGGUUAUAAUAAAGAUACGAAAAUAUUGUUUUUUCACAGGAUCAUAGAACAAGCAAAGAGGUAUAUUAUAAAAUUUAUAGUUCACUUUCUGUCUUUCCUGUUUUCCUGAUAUUUUCAAAAUAAAAUUUAUUUGUUGAAAAAAAAUAUCAAAAAAAUAAAAAUUUCAUUUCAAACAGGAAUAUAGAACAGGCAAGGUGGUAUUUAAUUUUAUUUAUAGUUUAUCUCUGUCCUUUAUGUUUCCUUGAUAUUUUCUAUAAAUAAUAUUUAUUUUGUUAAAAAAAAUAUUAAAACUUUAAAUUUAUUAAGGGAUCAUAAAGCAAGAGAGGUAAGCUUUUCAAGUUACCGCAAACACUUCUUUGGUUAUUCUAUUAUCCUCAUAUGAAAAUCUAAUUUUUCCAAAAAAAAUAUUGAGUGAAAA